AGAUACACAAAGCGAAAAUGAAGUGCCUGGUUUUUGUGGUCCUUCUGGGACUUUUGAUAGCAAUCUUUGCAGGAUCCUCGGAGGGCAACCUUUGUACCUGCGAUCUGAAGACAAAGUCGAUGGAAGUUUGCGGCUCGAACGGAGUCACCUACAAGAAUCGCUGCGAGUUCGAGUGCACUCAGCGGGAUUACAAGAAACUCGGACGGACUCUGAACAUCCGGAGCAUGGGAUCCUGCAGUGUACCAGAUAACUGAAAAACAAUGUUGCAGGCUUCUCCGAAUUAAAUGCGUGCUGUGAGAUUAUAUUUUGAAUGAAUGUAUUACUAAAACAUUUUAUAUACUCAUCUCGAACAAAAAACGUUUAAUGUUAUUGUAAUCAGUUUGUAUACUCACGUGAGCCUUUAUAAAAAAAGAUAUUCCAAAUAAACAAAACUAUGGAAAUUAAA
Drosophila ficusphila is the source of this 445-nucleotide messenger RNA. RefSeq lists its product as uncharacterized. Gene Ontology annotation, molecular function: protein binding. Lineage: Eukaryota; Metazoa; Arthropoda; Insecta; Diptera; Drosophilidae. Bases 18 to 254 code for a protein of 78 amino acids. The transcript is spliced from 2 exons. The record is from RefSeq and is a predicted model, not a curated record.